Molecule: messenger RNA, 411 nt
Organism: Fusarium tjaetaba
Lineage: Eukaryota; Fungi; Ascomycota; Sordariomycetes; Hypocreales; Nectriaceae
Product: MLX-interacting
Exons: 3
Coding region: 1-411 (136 amino acids)
Biological process (GO): regulation of transcription by RNA polymerase II
Molecular function (GO): protein dimerization activity; RNA polymerase II cis-regulatory region sequence-specific DNA binding; DNA-binding transcription factor activity, RNA polymerase II-specific
Source: RefSeq, a predicted model, not a curated record
AUGUCGUCUCCGAAUAACAAGUCUCCCGCCAAUGGCGAUGCCGGUGCUGCCGAUGAGAAACCACGACUUACUGAGGAGGAAAAGAAGCAGAACCACAUCGCAUCUGAGCAGAAGCGACGACAAGCGAUUCGUGAAGGCUUCGACCGCUUGACUGAACUGGUGCCUGGCUUAGAAGGGCAGGGGAGAUCCGAAGGCCUGGUUCUGAAGCGGACGGUUGACUAUAUGCGUGAGCAGCUCUCAGAGAGGCAGGCCAUGGUUGAUCGCAUUGAACAGGCUGGCGGUGAUGUCGAUGAGAAACACAAGAGCUACCGCAAGUCAAGAGCCCGAACAGACUCAACAGCCUGGGGCAUUGAGACGAUGGAACUGAUUGACUGUCGCAUAUUAGCACCUGACCAUCCCAAAUCGCGAUAG